AUGGCGCUCAAGAACCUAGCCCUUCGUCCAGCGGCUGAUGUGGUUGCUGAGUACGACAGCGACACGGAGACUGAAUGGGUUCAAACACCGUCGGAUGAUACUCUGCCAGACGAGGAUGAGAUCAAGAUAGACCCCAACGGGGACUUGCUACUGCGCACCGGAGCCGACCCUUCGUCUGGCGACACUCUAUCAUUCCGCGUUUGCUCCAACACACUACGGCGCUCAUCCUCUUUUUGGAAAAGGUCGCUCUACGAGAUGUCUUCCGAGACCAUAACGCACGAUGGGGAAUGGUGGGCGUGCACUCCAUCGCUCUACGCUUGUCAGUAUGACAAGUCAUCUGGACUCAUCAUCCUUCUCAACAUCAUCCAUUCCAAGUUCCAUCAGGUACCAAGGGAUGCUACGGUCACCGAGAUCUACAACACUUUAUGUCUCGCAAGCCUAUACGAAAUGGAGGAGGUUCUGCAACCUUGGAUCGCGCAGUGGUAUGGCGCGUUGAAAAAUGCGGAAACCAGUCGGAGCGGAAGAGACCUUGGGAUGCUUGCGUGCAUAGCUUGGACACUGGGCGAUGAGCGGCUCUUUCAAAAAAUGAUUGCCAAAAUCACACUUACUUGUGUCGCCGACGAGGAGGGCCACCUGAUGACAGCUGAUGGUGUUCGCUUGGACGACUACACUCACGACUUUCUUGGCUCGCCUUUGAUAUCUGAAACCAUCCGUACAAAACGAAGCCAGCUGGCCUUGGACCUGCCAUCACACCUGAAUCAUCUAGUCGACAGGCUAAUAGAGGGCAAAUGGCUGUGUGUCGGUAUUUCUGACAUCCCGGUUACCAGAGACAAGAAAUGCGAUUAUAUCGUUCUCGGAAGUGUGUUUGCGGGACUGAUAUACGUCCGAGGGUCCAGAGCAACAGAGGUUGAGAUCAGAUCAGACGAGAGCAUCAUGGACCUGCUAAAAUCUCUUAAGCGAGUGCUUUCAUAUAUGACCUGCUACGAAAAGCAUUUGGAUUGCAACCCUGCAGAACGGAUUGUGGCCGCAAUGAUGGAAACAGUCGACGGCGUGGAUGUACCGUUGAACACAGACUGCACCCUGAGAAUGAGGGAACAGCGACAAAAGUUAGGGUUAGAAAACAAAUCAUAA
Messenger RNA from Colletotrichum graminicola M1.001, 1131 nucleotides. RefSeq lists its product as uncharacterized. The transcript has 2 exons. The coding region runs from base 1 to 1131 and encodes 376 amino acids. NCBI's taxonomy places the organism in Eukaryota, Fungi, Ascomycota, Sordariomycetes, Glomerellales, Glomerellaceae. The record is from RefSeq and is a predicted model, not a curated record.